Molecule: messenger RNA, 994 nt
Organism: Ciona intestinalis (vase tunicate)
Lineage: Eukaryota; Metazoa; Chordata; Ascidiacea; Phlebobranchia; Cionidae
Source: RefSeq, a predicted model, not a curated record
AAACAAAGUUGUUUAUUUUAGUUACAAGUUGCUUUUGCAUCUGGUUUGCUGAAAUCCGGAUUAGUUCGACCUAUCACUGCACCACCACCAGUUAUAAACAAUGAGGCUGGUUUACUUCAAAAAUUAGAUGACAUAGCGCCUUUGGAUCUGGACUGGGUUGAGCGCUUGGAUGUUUCAGUUGGAUGCAAUGUACAAGUAAAGGUGGAAAAUGAGAAAGAUGGGGCAGACGAUAAAACGGAUGUACACAAUGAUUUUCGACGAGAAGUAUGUUUCUAUGAACAAGCACAGUCCUCUGUAAUUAUAGCAAUGAGGAAACUUAGUGAUGCUGGUGUUGAGACAAAUCGACCGAAUGAUUAUUUUGCUGAGAUGGCAAAAAAAGAUGACCACAUGAAAAAAGUUGGCGAUAAGUUGUUGGCAUUAAAGAAUCGACAGGAGAUGACAGAAAGAAAUCGCAACAACUUUAAGCUACGCAAAUAUGGUAAACAAGUACAGAGGGCAGUUACCCUUGAAAGGCAAAUGAAGAAAAAAGAAACGCUUAACUCAAUUAAAAAAUACAGAAAAGGAAAAACAACAAAUCCUGAUUUUCUUGAUGAAACUUCUAAAGAAAACGGACCACAUGGGAAAAAAGUUUCACAAUUUCAGAAAUUACAAAAACAGAAUGUAAAGAGAAACUAUCGUGAUCAAAAAUAUGGUUUUGGUGGAAAGAAAAAGGGACAAAAACGAAAUACUAAUGAGAGUUCAAACAAUGUAUCAGGGUUUAAAAAAAAUGUACAUGGUGCCAAGAAAAAGAAUGUGCGGCCCGGAAAGACCAGAAGAACAAAACUGAAAUCAAAGAGAUAGACAACUAAUUUUUAUGUAUUCGUUUAUUCAAUUUACCACAGUCCUGUGUUAUUGUACCUAUCUUGAUGUUAUGAAACAAACAAACAGUUACUUUUCUUUGUAAUGCAAAUUGCGCAUCAUCAUUGGUCCAUUAAAAAAUUGAUCAGAAAAAAUA